CCGUUAUCCUCCAAUUGCGGGUUUGAUCGCGGGUUUGCUCCGGGCGGGUGCAGGCGAUGCACGCUUUAUUUGUGCCCACUGCCAUCCCUAACUCCACGAGCUCCUCGUAGCUGAAGUACCAGGAGGCGAGAGGAAAAUGACGAUGAUAGCGAGGAGAGCUCAAACUGCAAUUUCGGGUUUUUCGGGUUCUUACCGGUUUUCGGGUUAAAGUGAAACCAAAAUCGAUACAGUCCAGCUUCGGGUUGGAAUCGAAAACCCAAACCCAAAUAAGCUUGUUACCGGUUCAAUUUCAGGUUAAACCAAAAACCCGAACCCGCUCUGACGCCCCUAAUUAGGUACUAGAGUUUCGAUGUAUCAGUAUCACCGAAUCUUCAUUAGUUUAAUGCGUUUUAAACUCAAUCACUUCACUCGUCCUCCGUGGCCGCCGGCCCACCCCACGUGACAGACAGAUGAUCCCGGUAUUAGGAUUUGCUGCCGAUCUUGCGGCCUGCGGGAGCAGCCUGCGAUUAUACAAAUUAAAUCAUAGAUUAUAAUCCCUAGAUUGGAUCUUAUUUUUUGUUAAUUGUCCUUUUCUUUUCUUGGCGAAUUCCCUAAUGGAGAGGGAAUUGGUUGAUUAAUAUCAAUUAAUGAAUGAUAAGGAGAGGAGGCCACGAAUAUACACAAGAUUUAAAUGACUUGUCGAUCGCUCAUUAAAUUUGGGCUAAGGAUUAGGUGGCUAAUCACAGCUAACAGCUUGGCACUAGCCCUCUCACACUACCAGCUAUUAAUUAAUUACAAUUCUUCUGGUUUCUUGUAAGACUCUUUCUUUCUUCUAUCUACUUGCUCCUUUCUUCAUUCCCUUCCCCUUUUCCAUGUAUUUUUUAUGAAUUCUUUUCCAUAUUGGACCGUUUCUUGAAUUAGAUAAAAUAGAAAGUUAGCUAUAUUUAUGGACCCUAAGAUGGAUAACUCAUAAUAAUUAAGUAUUGAUUGGUCAACUGUCACCCUUUAAUAUCUCACGGUCUUGUUGUUUGGCUGAUUUUCCCCCUUCUUCUUCCAAUUAAGUUGAGUUUACCCAAAAGUAAAGAAAGAAAGAAGAAUUUGAAUCCUUUGAGAGUCUUCAUGCUUAAAUAAAUUUGUUUGGUACGCUAAAAUAUUUUGUUUGUAGCAAUUGAGAUAGAUCAAAUGCAAUUCUUCAAAAGAAAGAUAAUGUUUUAGGAACUCGUAACAUUUAACUAGUCAAUCAUGUUACUACCACAACAAUGCUAUUAUCGUCAUCAUAUUGCUAAACUACAAGUUUAUUGGUCGGACGACCAUGCAAACUUUUAAGUGAACACUCUUGACCAAAAAGAGUGUUACCACUUACCACCCAAAAGAAAAUUUAAAAGACAAGGGCAUCACAUUCAUCUUGUUUCCCAGGCCCAAUCCAGUGCCCAUUUUAGGGCCAGUUGACAAUUGGGCUCUUAAAUGAAUGGGCCUCACCGCCAACGAACAACGGUGGUGCUGCUACCGCUUUUAUCUCCUCAAAAGAAUCCCACCCAGCGCGGCACAAAACAAAAGAUCCUCCUGACGCGACUAGUCUUCUCCAUUACUUACACUGAACCUCCAUAUCUAUCACUGAUGAAGAUAACUCAACGGCCUUGAAAGCUCCCCGCCAUCUCUCUCCGAGCCGGUAACCGUCGGAGAAGAAGAAGAAGAAGAGCGAACGGAAGCCAGUCCCACAAAACGGCGGCGUAGUUUCUUGAAACUUGCGUAGUAUACAGGCAGAUUGAGCCAGCAGGAGCAGUAAUGACCACGGUUUCGCUAUCUAAACCACCGCCGUGCCUCUACAGCCACUCGAACCCUAUCCGGUUGUUUUCGCCGCCGGUGAUUCUGUCUUUCUCAUUUCACCGCACGAUUCCCAGGGUUUGUUGCGCGCUGAAGACGGAAUCGGAAGGGUCGAAUUUGUUGAGGAAGCCAGUUUCCCCUGCGGCGAGGGAAUUGGGCGGAAUUUCGGAGCAAGAGGAUGACGACGCCGUUGAGGCGAAGUACAGGAAGGAAAGCGAUGAAGAAAGCGUGGGGGAGGAGGAGGAAGACGAUUGGGUGGAUUGGGAGGACCAGAUUUUGGAGGACACGGUUCCGCUUGUUGGGUUCGUGCGAAUGAUCCUGCAUUCUGGCAAAUAUGAAAUUGGGGAAAGGUUAAGUCCGGAUCAUGAGAGGACUAUUGUGGAUAGGUUGCUUCCGUAUCAUCCUGAAUGUGAGAAGAAGAUUGGGUCUGGGAUUGAUUAUAUCACGGUCGGGUAUCAUCCAGAUUUCACAAGCUCUCGGUGUCUGUUCAUAAUCCGCAAAGACGGACAGUCAGUUGACUUCUCGUACUGGAAAUGCAUUAAGGGCCUAAUCAGGAAAAACUACCCACUCUAUGCUGACACUUUCAUCCUCAGGCACUUCCGACGACGGAGGCGGAAUUGAUUGGAUCUCUCGAGCUAGUUUGAGCAGAGAGACCCCGACCACCCUGUAUAAUCAGAAUCUGCUGAAAGAUUUGUGUUGUUCAUUUUUCUUUGCUUUAUAAAUAUGUAUGAUUUUGUAUCUGAAAUUGGUUAGGAACUGAAGUUUUGAUUAUCGAAUCGAAAAGGGAUCUAUGCCUCUAUCAAGUCUUGGAGAGGCUCCAGCUUCCAGGUGUAAAUUCGUUUUGUCUCUGAAGCGGAUUGCGGGCCGGGCCGACAUCCGAAUUGGAUUCGUAUGUUCUUGACUUCUUGUAGCUUUAGACGCCAAUUUCUUUGGUUUAAGGCUUUCAGCCAAAUUUUGAGGAAAACGGCCCGUGAAAUUCAGAAAGGUAAUUGCCGACUAUGCGAUGAAUUGGGUUAAAGGAUUUGGGCUGACAGUUUUCUGUUUCACGCAUCAGCAGUACGUCAAAUUGGCUCGCAUGAGGGAGGGUAGCAGGGUUGUCACGCCAGCCGGCGUGCCACCGGUUGAACUUGGUUCAACCGAUAAUCGAUCGUAAAACCGGCGUGACACCAUCGGUAUGACCGGCAUGAUCGAUAUACGAAUCUCUAAGUAAAAUGGUCUUAUUUUAGUGAGUUUAAUUUAUAAAAAUAAUUUUAUUAUUUAUUUUAUGAGUAUAAAAGUUAAAUAUUGAUAUUAUUUGUUGGAUUUAAGUAUAAAUGUCUAAGUAUUGAAGUUAAAUGUCAUGUUUAAAUAUGAGUAUUUAUAAUUUUAUUUGUAAUAUUGACCGGCAUGAACCGGUAUAAAUCGGUAUGUGCCAUCGGUCGAACCAUUCCACUUGCUAAACCGGCACACUGGCAUAAACCGGUUUGACAAGGGUAGUCUAGAGAGAGAGAGCAGUGAGUUUUUGGACUUUAGUGUGUCUUCAUAACGAAGUUGACAAAAUAAGCGAGCCAAUCCUUAUCAUUGGAACAUUUCUCAAAAUACAAGGGUCUUGAGUAAAAAAAUUCUCACAAUAUCAUACUUUGCAAAAUAUUUUUCAAGAUACUAAAGUUUGGAGUAGUUUAUUCUAGUGUCAAGCAAACCAGAUAGUGUUUCGCCUGAUACUGAAGUGAUCCGCACUCGAAAGGUUUGGAUUGCGACAAAGAUAAGAGAACAAAUUCUCAAAACAACACAUAUUGUGGCAAACAUCAGCAGUGAACAAUACCUGAUCGUUGAUGACCCUAACGAUCUACACCUAACCUAAUUCGAAACUUGAAACGGUCAUAACGUUGUUGCUCCAUUAUCCGAUUAUAACAAAACACAAUGUUUACGACCAUUUUGAGGUUUGACCUAAAUUAGAUGUGGAUCGCUUGGGGUUUCUAGCCAACUUGGAGUGCUUCUUUUAGCUGCGAUUCAUAAGCAAUUAUUUCAGAAUUUUUGUAGUAUUGUUUUGUUGGGGGCGUGUAAUAGAAUAGUGGUGACUGACUGGUGGGUGAACCCUAUUGGCAAACAGAAACCAUGGAUUGGUCCAUGUUGGUGGUGACCUGACCUGAAUAAGUAGUUGGAGAGAGUUGAGUGAGUGGCCGUAGAAACGGACGUUAGCAAAUGCUCCAACUCCACCACGUUAGCAAAUGCCAGCCAAGUGUCCCAUAAUGAUUCGGUUGACGGCCGACAAAUAAAUUGCAGAAACAGUGGCAGUUAAUUAUUAUAUAUCAACGCAGGCUUGGUUGGUUCCCUUUUUUUUUUUUUCUUUCUGUUUUAAGGCAUGUUUGUUUUUUUGCCAUUUAAGGCUAUGUUGCUUCGUCGGACACGUAUAACAGCAACCCACUACUAGCAACGAUGAUGAUUUUAGAAGUGAGAACACUCAAAACAUUGGUAGUGCCCUGAAUGAAUGAAUAAAAAAUGCCCUCGUAGAAAGAAAGACUAUUCGUUACUCAUGAUGAUCACGACUAAGGGGUUGUUUGGAGGAUGAUCAUCCCCUUGGUAAGUUAUUAAAAUUGUAAUUAAACACUAUAAUAAAAAUAGGAUUAUAGG
Linum trigynum is the source of this 4413-nucleotide messenger RNA. The record is from the annotation of a GenBank genome assembly. NCBI's taxonomy places the organism in Eukaryota, Viridiplantae, Streptophyta, Magnoliopsida, Malpighiales, Linaceae.